AUCCAUUCUUCUUCGCUUGCGUCAUGUAUGCAUCAGACUAGAUCGAUGGUUGCCCCUCGCUCCCCCGGGUCACCCUUGCUUGAGCCUUCCUUCGUUGUCCUCUGGGCAUUUGUGUCACUCCGCUACUUCUCCACACUACUUUUUCUUUAAUUUAUAGGUGAUGGUGGGGUGCAAUAAAGAAACUCAUCCAUCUGUUUAGUGCUGCCAUCUCAAGAAGCCUAUAGACUAGUGAUGUCUCCUUUGGUGGACACAAGCCUGAUGAAGCUGGGUAACCAGGAGGGAAGGGGUGAUCGGAAGGAGGUCCUCAACUUCCCCGGCUCGUAAUUCUUGUUUAGCUAGCUUUAGUAGAUAUGGCAGAUGGGUGCGAGUAUGACGAGGACUUUGAGGAAGAGGAGGUUUGGGCUGUUAUGCCGGAGAUGAAAGAAGCGAGUCCCAAGGCUACAAGACCCAAGGAUUCAUCUCGUGCAUCUUCAUCUUCUUCUUCUUCUUCUGCUACGCGUCUUCUGACUGGUGCAAGAAUGAUACCCAGGUCCAGUGCUAACUCGGAACCAAGCGGUAGAUCCCUCAGACGAUCUGCUCCCGUUCGCAUCCCUGAGUGGCCCAAUGUUUACAAGCAUGGUCAGAGACAAAGCUUUGGAGCUCACGGCUACGAGGAUGAGUUCCAUCGCCGCGGCGGCAGCCAUGAGAAUGUUGAUGAAGAGGAGGAGGAGGAUGAUGAUCGUAGAGCCCCCCCACAUGAAUGGCUCGCGAAGAAGAUGGCUAGGAGCCAGAUCUCGUCCUCCUCGGUCUUUGAAGGGGCAGGGAGAACCCUCAAGGGGAGAGAUCUCAGCAAGGUGAGGAAUGCUGUGCUUAUAAAGACUGGUUUCUUAGAGUAGGAUGAGAUGUAAAAUAGGUUGCUUCCCUUCUCUUUGGCCUGACAGCCAGCAUUGAGAUUUUGUUGUGUGUUGCGGGAGGAGGAGAUGAGAUGUUCUUCUCUUACUCUGAAACACCGGGCAUGUAGAACCAGUUAACGACCUCCCUCCCUUCGCUGCCAUGUACAAGGAAUGUGUUUUUUUAGUCUUGCACAAACCGGGUUGCUUC
Molecule: messenger RNA, 1080 nt
Organism: Musa acuminata AAA Group (dessert banana)
Lineage: Eukaryota; Viridiplantae; Streptophyta; Magnoliopsida; Zingiberales; Musaceae
Product: protein S40-7-like
Exons: 1
Coding region: 351-875 (174 amino acids)
Source: RefSeq, a predicted model, not a curated record